This is a messenger RNA of Aspergillus thermomutatus, 2730 nucleotides long. RefSeq lists its product as uncharacterized. Gene Ontology annotation, biological process: fatty acid biosynthetic process. The coding region runs from base 1 to 2730 and encodes 909 amino acids. The record is from RefSeq and is a predicted model, not a curated record. The transcript has 12 exons. Gene Ontology annotation, molecular function: 3-oxoacyl-[acyl-carrier-protein] synthase activity. NCBI's taxonomy places the organism in Eukaryota, Fungi, Ascomycota, Eurotiomycetes, Eurotiales, Aspergillaceae.
AUGCGUCGGGUUGUUGUAACGGGUUUAGGCGCAGUCACACCUCUGGGUGUAGCACUAGAUUAUCUUGACAUUGGUGCUUGGGAGACUAUUUCGUCGCGUUGUUCUGGUUUCUCCUCUCUUCCUCGGUCUCCAACAACUGGGCUGGUUCCCUUCCCCACUCCUCCGAUUGUCCAGAAGGGGAAGGUCUUUGCAUGCGAUCAAUCCCGGAAUUUUGCACCGGAUGGCUUUGCUGAUCAUGCCGCUUUAUCCUUGCUUUCAUGUAUAGGGGUUCGUCGCACCUGGAAACGCCUGCUGGAUGGUCAUUGCGGUAUUGUCAAUGUGAAGCACCGCGACGCUCGGUUCGCGGACUUGCCAUGCCAGAUUGCUGCUGUGGUGCCUGCAGGCCCCCGGCAGGAGGGCGGUUGGACGGCUUCGGAAUGGCUAAGCAGAGAUGACGAGCGGAAGAUGGCUCGGUUCGCUCAGUAUGCCAUGGCUGCCUCCGAGGAAGCGCUGGAAGAUGCCGGUUGGAAGCCUACGGCGUUUGAGGAGAGAGAAGCUACGGGUAUUUGUCUGGGUUCUGGUAUCGGGAACUUUGAUGAGAUCUAUGACACGGUCGUGGCAUAUGACAAAGGGGGGUACAGAAAGGUAUCUCCGUUGUUUGUCCCAAAGCUCCUGAUCAACCUGGGCGCCGGUCAUAUCUCUAUGAGGUAUGGAUUUAUGGGCCCCAACCAUGCGGUCACAACGGCCUGCACGACCGGAGCGCAUUCGAUCGGUGAUGCAGCUCGUUUUAUCGCUUGUGGUGAUGCGGACUUGAUGCUGGCUGGCGGUGCGGAGUCAUGCAUUCAUCCGUUGGCCAUUGGCGGCUUUGCUCGAGCAAGAAGUCUCGCUACUGAUUUCAAUGAUGCCCCGGAAAAGGCAUCGAGACCCUUUGAUGCAGACCGGAAAGGAUUCGUGGUCGGUGAAGGCGCGGCCAUGCUAGUAUUAGAGGAGCUGGAGCAUGCAAAGGCCAGAGGCGCUCGCAUUUACGCAGAGCUGAAAGGCUACGGCUGCUCCGGCGAUGCCCACCAUAUGACAGCGCCUAAGGAGAAUGGCGAGGGGGCAUGGAUGGCGAUGAGGAAGGCUCUAAAAAAUGCGAGCCUCUCACCGUCGGCUGUCGACUAUGUCAAUGCACACGCUACGUCCACUGUGGUUGGGGAUGCUGCGGAAAAUGCAGCAAUAAAGUCUCUCCUUCUCGGCCCCGGAGGGAAGCAGAACGCGGCUGAGAUCAAUGUCAGCAGCACAAAGGGGGCUGUAGGUCAUUUACUCGGUGGCGCGGGUGCUCUUGAGUCGUUAUUCACCGUCCUUGCUAUCAACGAGAAUGUGAUGCCACCGACCAUCAACUUGGACCGUCUGGCGGAAGGCUUUGACUGCAACUAUGCCCCGAACCAGGCACAAGAGCGUCAGAUCACAAGAGCCAAACCCGCCGCAGCACUCAAACUCAACGACAAAUCUAUCGUCCCACCUCUGCUCAUCAGACGGUACGUGCGCUCAAUGUCACGAGAUACUGUUGUUGGGGUGAUUCGAGCUGAUUGGGGGUUCCUGUGUAAAGCGUCGUCGGUCGCUUCGAACUCGGGCAGCUUGGUGGAUGCGUCGGGGUACAAGUACUCCGAGAAAGAUACGAAGCCUACGAAGAUUAAAUUGAAGAAGGCGGCCAAGUCGGCCAAGGCGAAGAAGGCUGCGGCGGAAGUACCCGAAUCGCCCGGCUCGUCGCCCGUACUCCCGGAGAUCGAUGAGAAGACCAUGGCUGCCUUCCCGACGGGCAAGCCCCGCGAGGAAGACAAUUUGGAGACGGUGAUAUGCAAGACGUGCAAGAGGCCGGUCCUCAAGCAGAAUGCAGUAGAGCAUAUCCGCGGCUGUAUCCGCGCGAAGCAGGAGAAGGCACGGCGGAAGAAAGAGGCGCGCGAUGCGGCGAACCGGGCCAAAGAGAAGGAUAAGGAUGGGGACGACGACGCCGCGGGCGGCGACAAGGACGGGGAUGAUUCGAUCAAGGCGCAGAAGGGCGCGAAGAAGAGCGCCGUCAAGGGCAUGGCGGAGGACGGGACGAAGAAGGGCAAGAAGCGCAAGACCGAGGGCGAGGAGGAUAAGGAGCCCAAGAAGAAAAAGAAGAAGGAGGAGCCUAAGCCUAAGGCACCGAAGCCGAAGGGUCCCGUCGAUGUUGAGAAGCAGUGUGGUGUAAUUCUGCCGAAUGGUGCUCAGUGUGCGCGUUCGUUGACCUGCAAGAGUCACUCGAUGGGUGCGAAGCGUGCGGUGCCCGGUCGUUCUUUGCCCUACGACAUGCUUCUCCAGGCGUAUCAGAAGAAGAACCAAGCCCGUCAGCAGAAGGCGGCCAUCGAUGCGAAUGCUCCGCUUCAGGAUGAUCUGGAGAACAACGGUCCCGUCGACUCGGACGAGGAGAAAGAUGCCGUCAUGGCUGCGAUUCUUCGCUCGCGCCCACAACCCCUGGCCACUCAUCCAUUGAUCUCGACCAAGAAGAAAUACAAGUACGUGCGAAUCAAGGAGAUGCUUUCUCAUGCCUUGGGCGGAGCUCGCGGCGGCGGACUCUUCUCGAGCGGUGACACCACUCCAACAAACGAUGGAAAUCCGUUUCAGCCGAUGGACGAUAUUCCCCUAGCAUCCCCUGUCUCCGUGACGGGAUCAGACAACGCAACAGAUGCAGCGAAGAAGACCCCUGCGCCAGCUCCAAAGAAGCUACCUGUGGCGGCCUCUUCGUAA